Molecule: messenger RNA, 1206 nt
Organism: Vespula vulgaris
Lineage: Eukaryota; Metazoa; Arthropoda; Insecta; Hymenoptera; Vespidae
Product: probable inactive tRNA-specific adenosine deaminase-like protein 3
Exons: 1
Coding region: 1-1206 (401 amino acids)
Biological process (GO): tRNA wobble adenosine to inosine editing
Cellular component (GO): cytoplasm; nucleus
Molecular function (GO): tRNA-specific adenosine-34 deaminase activity
Source: RefSeq, a predicted model, not a curated record
AUGUCGAAUGCCUCGGCAAGGAGUAGCAAGGAGAGCAGAACGGAAUCGGUCGCGAGAAGCUGGACGCCUAAGCCCGUUCUAGAUCCAGAAAUAACGAAAGAUCUUCCCUUGAUCGACGCCUACGUGGGCAUUCUGAAGGAGAAGAAGGACAUAUCCAAGGCGAUCAAAGCCAUAUCGAUCGUUUUGCCGGGUUUCGAUCACUUGAAACGUUGCUCGUCCAACAAGAUCCUCCUGGCACCCGUGAAAUCUUUCGAUACGAACGACGACGUGCCGGUCCAGGAACGACUAAAGAUCUUUCUCAAGGAGAAAUCUUUCGAUCUCGCUCUCUUGGAAGACGAUUUGCGCGUCGUCAAGGUUCCAGGAAGAAACGCGAGGUCGAAGGCGCAGGCGGCUCGUGCCUCGAAGGUUUGGCCGUUGAGGUUUCAUCCCGAUCCUUUCCUCGAGGCGAUCGUCGACGGGUCGAUUUUCAACGAGGAUCAACUACGAGGAAUCGACAAGUACAUGACGGUCGCCGUAACAGCGGCUAAAUUGGAGGCUGUCGGCGAUUCCGAUUGCAACGGCAGCGCCGUCGUCGUCGAUCCCGAGGACGGCGGUAAGGUCCUCGCGAUCGCCGCUUCGAAAAUGGACCGACAUCCGAUGUGGCACGCGUCCAUGUUGGCCGUCGACCUGGUCGCCGAAUUACACGGCGGGGGUGCUUGGAACUUGUGCGAGGAAGGAGGUGUCGGGCCCUCUCGAGUCGGCGACCGGAACUUCGAAGGAAGAAUGAAAACUAUCAAAAGAAAAUACGAGGAGGAGGCGCCGCUUUGUUAUCCGAGGACGUUGUCCAAGAUAGAAAUUCCCUCGGUGGGAUCCCUCGAAGCUAAAUGGAAAUUACAAGGUCGGCGAAAUAACGCUCCUAAAAGAGCCGACGCCAUCGCGGAGCCAAGUACGGGCGAGAAGUGUGGUCCGUACUUGUGUACCGGCUGUUGGGUCUUCUUGCUGAAGGAACCGUGUCCGAUGUGCGCCAUGGCCCUCCUUCAUUCGAGAGCGGCGAGAAUAUUUUACGGCGCGUCGAACGCGAGGACCGGUGUCCUAGGAUCCAAUGGGAUCUUGCACGCGGUUCCGGGACUGAAUCAUCGUUAUCGCGUUUGGAGUGGAAUAUUGGAAGGAAUCUGCGAGGAGGUCUCCAACGAAAUUCAACGAAGGAACGUCGAGCCCGUGGAUUGA